Syngnathus typhle (broad-nosed pipefish) is the source of this 1797-nucleotide messenger RNA. RefSeq names its product Krueppel-like factor 2. The transcript has 3 exons. Gene Ontology annotation, molecular function: RNA polymerase II cis-regulatory region sequence-specific DNA binding; DNA-binding transcription factor activity, RNA polymerase II-specific. The coding region runs from base 386 to 1420 and encodes 344 amino acids. The record is from RefSeq and is a predicted model, not a curated record. Gene Ontology annotation, biological process: regulation of transcription by RNA polymerase II. Lineage: Eukaryota; Metazoa; Chordata; Actinopteri; Syngnathiformes; Syngnathidae.
GCCCGGCCGGGCUCGGCCACCCGACACAUCUGCACGGACGCCACCGCCGACCGACUCCGUCUUGAUUCAUUUGUUUUGAUUGAACAAACAAAGCAAGAUGGCUUUGACUCGAACCGUUUUACCUUCAUUCUCCACUUUUUCCACGCAGAAGGAAGAAAUUCAUUCAACACGAAACUGUGAAGGUCAAUUGAGUGAGCACAGCUAUCAGAUGGCCGGCGUCGGUUCCGUUGUCCGCAUGAGCGCUUGGAUCUUGUGCACGCGAAUGGAAGAGGGGCUAAAUUGUCCAGAGGUGUCUGUCCAUUGUUCGACGUCUGACGUUGACUGCCUGACAUCUGCCAGCGCUUGACUAUGCACUCGUCUGGGAUUGGAGCAGAUUGGAAAGAGGAUGUCAAUGUUGACACAUGCGUGCGUGCGCGCUGCUGUUCCACAGGUCUGGAGGAGAGCUCCAAAGGACGAUGACGACCUGGACACUUUCCUGGACUUGGACUUUAUCCUGGCCUACAGCAGCAUGAGUGCAGACUCCAUGACAGCCUGCGAGCGGACUCUGGAUGGCAGGCCUCUUGGGUACCAGCAGCAAGACGACGCGUCCCUGCCGGACGUGGACGCCCCCUCUCAGCCAGCUCAGCCUCCGCCAGCAUACGGCAGCAGCAGCAGCAGCAGCAGCCUGAUGGCCGAGCUGCUGCGGUACGACUCGGACGUGGACGGCCUCCGGUCGGGAAGCAUCCAGGGCGGCUUCUUGGUCGGCGCGUCGGCUUUCCACGGCUCUGGAGCUCGCUUCGCAGACUCCUGUGCGGCGCAUCCGUGGAUUAAGCCGGAGCCCGACUCUUACGGGCCCUCGGUCGGCGACGUGCCGCGGGCCUCGGGUGAGGUGAAGCGGGAGGCCGGCGUGACGUCGUGCGGCGGCUCCCACCCGCAGCCCCGUCCGGCGAGCUCGCCUCCCGGAGUCGCCGGAAACCUGACGCCGCCCCUCAGCCCCGACCAGAUCGCCGCCUUCCCGCAGACGAGCUUGGACGAGCGGCAAUUCCACUUUCACUUUUCCUCCGGAGCGCAUCUCUGCUUUCCGGCCUCGUACGGGCAGAUGACGCCGCCGUCGUCGCCGUUGGACUUGAUGGAUAGCAAGGCCAGGAGAGGGCGGCGCGCCUGGCCCCGCAAGCGCACCGCCAGCCACACCUGCACCUACGGCGGAUGCGGCAAGACCUACACCAAGAGCUCGCACCUCAAGGCGCACCUCAGGACGCAUACGGGAGAGAAGCCUUACCACUGCACAUGGCAGGGAUGCGGCUGGAAAUUUGCUCGCUCCGACGAGCUGACGCGCCACUUCCGCAAACACACGGGUCACAGGCCCUUCCGGUGCCGUUUGUGUGAGCGCGCCUUCUCGCGCUCUGACCACCUGGCGCUGCACAUGAAAAGACACAUGUGAUGUGCGUGUGCGGCACAGAGUUUAAGAGCGCAUCAAGUGUAACAGGUGACAAGUCAGCAGCACAGGGAGCGAGCUGCUAAUGCUCCUCCAUCGCGUCAAACACGUGUGUACAGGCGCGGCGGCGGCGGCGGAUACAAAGAUGAUAAGACAAGUGCAAGACGUUUUCGUGCAGAAUCAAGGAGCCCUGCGUGGACAGCACACGUAAGAAAAAAGACUUCAAGGAGGCGAGGGCAAGAGCAUGACAACGUUUUGUUGCAAAACUGCUUUUCACGCAACGAGACGACGUCCCCUCGUAGACAGAACCAAACUUGGCUGUAUCUACAAAGAAUGUGUCAAAGGUCAUGUUUUGUGUAUCAUUAAAACAAUCAGAGAACAAA